GGUGAAAAUUUUGCAGCGAGGCGGCGACGUUUUGUGUACGGUGAAAAAUCAGGAUAAAACCAUUGGAAAAGUGCCGAAAAUUCGAUUUCCUCUUGUUUAAAACAUGAACGGAGCCGUAGUAAUGAAAUCGCCUCCGCUUCCUCCUAGUGCUGGGGGUGGUGAGUACGCCGGUGGCAAUGGCAGCAACGAGGCUAACUCACCCAUCCGGGAAGAUUUUGGUCCUGACGAUGCGGAAGAACCGUCUCCGUCGAAAUCGUCGUCGUCCUCGUCGAAGCGAGACAAGGACCGUGACCGUGAACGUAGCCGAGAAAGCAGAGGUCGCGAUCGAAGCCGUGAAAGAGAACGCAGCCGCGAUAGGGAUCGCAGCCGUGAUAGGGAGCGCAGUCGGCGAGAUCGGGACCGUGACCGUGAUGUCAAAGCUUUGCCGUACAUAAGCCAACCUGUGUAUGAUUUGCGCCAAGCCGGUGAUGUACUGUUCGGACCCGGAACCCGUUCGGCCCUGUUGGGCAUCCUGGGCGGUGCUUUGCCUCGUUUGUCCAGCGAGCAGCAUGAAUUGGUGACCCGUGCCAAAAAGUACGCCAUGGAACAGAGCAUCAAGAUGGUCCUGAUGAAGCAAACGUUGGCCCAUCAGCAACAACAGCUUGCCAGCCAGCGGACCCAGGUUCAACGUCAGCAAGCACUGGCCCUGAUGUGCAGAGUCUACGUUGGCAGCAUCUCGUUCGAACUUAAGGAGGAUACAAUCAGGGCAGCAUUCCUUCCCUUCGGUCCUAUAAAGUCGAUCAAUAUGUCCUGGGAUCCGAUAACGCAGAAGCACAAGGGGUUUGCCUUCGUGGAGUACGAGAUUCCCGAAGGUGCCCAGUUGGCGUUGGAGCAAAUGAACGGAGCCAUGCUUGGAGGUCGAAACAUCAAAGUCGGACGCCCGAGUAAUAUGCCUCAAGCUCAGCAGGUGAUUGACGAGAUCCAGGAAGAAGCCAAAAAUUACAAUCGUAUCUACAUUGCUUCGAUUCACCCCGAUUUGACGGAGGAGGACAUCAAAAGUGUAUUUGAAGCUUUCGGGCCGAUCGUUACUUGCAAAAUGUCGCAGGGCAGUGCUGCCCAUACCCAUAAAGGGUACGCUUUCAUUGAAUAUCAAGCUAACCAGUCUGCACUGGAAGCCAUUGCUAGCAUGAAUCUCUUCGAUUUGGGUGGACAGCUUUUGAGAGUUGGUCGUUCGAUUACGCCACCGAAUGCGUUGAUGGGUCCAGCGGCCAAUUCGGCAAUGCCAACGGCAGCGGCGGUUGCUGCAGCUGCAGCCACAGCUAAGAUACAAGCUAUGGAUGCCGUUGCAACUAACGCUGUGCUGGGUUUAUCGGCCACUGCACCAACUCUCAAAGUUGGACUGGGCACACCGGCCACACAGGCCAUCACUACUGCCGCCAAUGUCAAUUUGAUCGCUCAAGCUCAGCUUGCUGCCGCUGGCCAAGCCUCGGCUGUCAUCUCUCAACCAGGUUUGCUCGAUCCUCCUGUUGUAAAUUUGGCUGGCUUGGCACCGUCUCUGCUGGGUGUGAGCCCUCUGUUGGCUGGGGCAGCAAAACCUUUGCAAUCAGUAUUAAGCAAUGCUAAUCCAGCAGCAGUUGCAGCAGCAGCCGCUGCCGCUGCCGCCGCCGCAGCUGCUGCAGCUGCAAACCCCAACGCAACUGCAGAAGAGGUCUUCAAAAAAGCUCAAGAGAAACAGCAAGAAGAAUUGCAGAAAAAACUGCUUGAGGAAGGAGAACCGCAAACGCUCCAGCAACAGGAAACUAUGUCAAUUAAAGGACAAAACGCAAGGCACCUUGUGAUGCAACGAUUGAUGCGACCACGAGACAGCAAAGUUGUGAUUCUACGCAACAUGGUCGGUCCCGAGGAUGUCGACGAAACGCUGCAGGAAGAGAUUCAGGACGAGUGUGGUAAAUACGGAAUAGUGGAGCGGGUCAUUAUCUACAAGGAACGCCAAUCCGAGGGAGAUUAUGCCGAGGACGAUAAUACGGACGUUAUUGUAAAAAUAUUUGUCGAAUUCUCGCAGGGCUCCGAAGCAGAUAAAGCCCGUGAAGCACUCCAUGGUCGCUAUUUUGGUGGUCGUCUAGUAAAGGCAGAAUCCUAUGACCAAGCGCUCUUUGACCACGGCGAUUUGUCUGGUUAAACGUUUUAACCAGUACUGCUGCCGAUGAUAUACAAAGUGACAAAGAGCGUGACCACACUCUGAUCCUAUAGUAGAAUCCCUGAAUGUUAAGCGUUUGUGUAACCGAACCAACAUAAAAGUUUCCUAGAACCACCCAACGCUCCCAGGCAACAUUAAGGACAAAGUUUACGAUCUAUUUUACUAUUUACUAUCACACAGUACCGAAUCAUAUAUAUUUAUUCUCAGUGCGAGCAUGAAAAAAAACCCAAUCUAAAAAUAGGACACACUUGUUAAGAAAUUUCUCUAUAACAUCAUAACAUGAAAAUACCAAGAUUUUCAAACAGAAACAAUUUAUUACUACUUUCUUAAUAUAAAACUGUAUAUAAUAUAUACAACUGCGCUUCUCUCUAAUAGAGCACCAGAAGUUGAAAACCGCACAA
Messenger RNA from Uranotaenia lowii, 2577 nucleotides. RefSeq names its product poly(U)-binding-splicing factor half pint (gene hfp). Gene Ontology annotation, biological process: mRNA splice site recognition; regulation of alternative mRNA splicing, via spliceosome; alternative mRNA splicing, via spliceosome. NCBI's taxonomy places the organism in Eukaryota, Metazoa, Arthropoda, Insecta, Diptera, Culicidae. Gene Ontology annotation, molecular function: RNA binding. Bases 104 to 2158 code for a protein of 684 amino acids. The transcript is spliced from 5 exons. The record is from RefSeq and is a predicted model, not a curated record. Gene Ontology annotation, cellular component: precatalytic spliceosome; catalytic step 2 spliceosome.